UUGUCAGUGGAUCCAACAUCUUGCUGUCUGUUUUCCAGGGUUUAUACACAUCGUUGGUGUUGGAACGGUGUCUUUUUGACGAAGGUGCAAAACGGAUGUUUUCUACAGCCAGCUAAACAAAGUUUUCACCCACCUACCUACACUACCGUUCAAACGUUUGGGGUCACUUAGAAAUGUUUUUUUUAAGAAAAGCACCAUUUUUUUUGUCCAUUAAAAUAACAUAAAAUGGAUCAAUGUAGACAUUGUUAAUGUUGUGAAUGACUAUGACUAUGACUCCUGUGUUCCAAUGGCACGUUGUGCUAGCUAAUCCAAGUUUAUCAUUUUAAAAGGCUAAUUUAUCAUUAAAAAACCCUUUUGCAAUUAUGUUAGCACAACUGAAAACUGUUGUGGUGAUUUUAAAGAAGCAAUAAAACUGGCCUUCUUUAGACUAGUUGAGUAUCUGGAGCAUCAGCAUUUGUGGGUUUGAUUACAGGCCCAAAAUGGCCAGAAACAAAGAACUUUCUUCUGAAACUCGUCAGUCUAUUCUUGUUCUGAGAAAUGAAGGCUAUUCCAUGCGAGAAAUUGCCAAGAAACUGAAGAUCUCGUACAACGCUGUGUACUACUCUGUUCACAGAACAGCGCAAACUGGCUCAAACCAGAACAGAAACAGGAGUGGGAGGCCCCGGUGCACAACUGAGCAAGAGGACAAGUACAUUAGAGUGUCUAGUUUGAGAAACAGACGGCUCACAGGUCCUCAACUGGCAGCUUCAUUAAAUAGUACCCUUAAAACACCCGUCUCAACAUCAACAGUGAAGAGGCGACUCCGGGAUGCUGGCCUUCUAGGCAGAGUUGUAAAGAAAAAGACAUGUCUCAGACUGGCCAAUAAAAAGAAAAGAUUAAGAUGGGCAAAAGAGCACAGACACUGGACAGAGGAAGAUUGGAAAAAAGUCUUAUGGACAGACGAAUCUAAGUUUGAGGUGUUCGGAUCACAAAGAACAUUCGUGAGACGCAGAAAAAAUGAAAAGAUACCGGAGGAGUGCUUGACGCCAUCUGUCAAUCAUGGUGGAGGCAAUGUGAUGGUCUGGGGGUGCUUUGGUGGUGGGAAAGUGGGGGAUUUGUACAGGGUAAAAGGGAUCUUGAAGAAGGAAGGCUAUCAAUCCAUUUUGCAACACCAUGCCAUACCCUGUGGACAGAGCUUAAUUGGAGCUAAUUUCCUCCUACAACAAGACAAUGACCCAAAGCAUAGCUCCAAACUAUGCAAGAACUAUUUAGGGAAGAAUCAGUCAGCUGGUAUUCUGUCUAUAAUGGAUUGGCCAGAACAUUCAUCGGAUUUCAAUCCUAUGGAGCUGUUGUGGGAGCAGCUUGACCGUAUGGUACGUAAGAAGUGCCCAUCAAGCCAAUCCAACUUGUGGGAGGUGCUUCAGGAAGCAUGGAGUGAAAUCUCUUCAGAUUACCUCAACAAAUUGACAACUAGAAUGACAAAGGUCUGCAAGGCUGUAAUUGCUGCAAAUGGAGGAUUUUGGACGAAAGCAAAGUUUGAAGGACACAAUUAUUAUUUCAUUUAAAAAUCAUUAUUCAUAACCUUGUCAACGUCUUCACUAGGAUUGCACAGUUUGGGGAAUAUUCAGAUAUGGAAACUUUACGUGGGAAUUAAUGGAAAUGUAUGCAAAUUAAUAUUAAUACUGUUUAAAUGUCAUGUUUUUUGCAUUGGAUAUAUUUACUAUAUCAUAUGGAGAUAAACAUAAACCUUUUAUCAUAAGUAGACAUGAUUGCAAAUGAUUAAAUCCUUCCAAUAUAUAUAUAUAUUUUUAUUGCAAUAAAUAAUAAUAAUAAUAAUUUGUUAUGAAUUGAACUUUAAUUAAAUGAGUUGACUCUUCACAUGGGAUGUUUUCACUUAACCACAAUAUAAAGGUAAUAUUGGAAUGAUCCAUCUCAUCUCCCAAAAAAUGUUUUCAACACAUUUGUAAAAUGACAGUCUAGAAACUAAAGCUUUGGUUGUCUUCCUCUCAGGCUUCCAUGUCUUCUCCCUGGACUUCCUCAAUGUUCACCUCUUGAACAUCAGACUCUGACGCCUCAUCUUCACUGUCACUUUCCAACCUUGUUGAGGAUGGCUCGUUGUCCGGCUCAAAAAGCCAAAAAUUCGCCAAGAUGGCCACCAAUUUUUCAACCCUUGUUUUGGUCAGCCUGUUGCGUGCUUUGGUGUGUGUGUGUGUUCCCAAAGAAGGACCAGUUGCUCUCUGAGACGGCAGAUGUUGGUUGGAUUUGGAGGAUGAUGGAGUCAACAGGGGAAAGAGCCUCAGAUCCACAAAGUCCCUUCCACCAGGUGGCUGAUGAGAUGUGUUGGCACGACUGCCAUAUUGCAUCUCCAUCCCAAAGCCCUUGCUUGGAAGUGUAUUUUGCCAGACUGCAAAGAUCCUUGCCUUCAUACAUGUGAAGGUGACGAGACAGUAGUGAUGACACCAUAGGCCUUGUUGAUAUCUGCAUCAGACAGGAUGCUCUUGCCAGCAUACAUGGGGUCCCACAUGUAUGCUGCGGCGUGUAUGGGCUUCAGGCAGAAGUCUACACGCUUUUUUAUGUAUUUCAGAACUGCAGUUUCCUCUGCUUGGCGCAACAGUGAAGUGGGCAGGGCAGUACAGAUUUAUUCUCUUACAUCUGCAAGCAGCAUACAUGAGUCUAAACAUCAGACAGGAUGGCAUUCAGGAGUUUCGGGCUGCUUACCAUUCUCUCCCAAAAUAAAUCAUCCAGGAGGAUCUUAUUGAUGGGGCUGUCCAUAUCAGCAGACUGUGAUAUAGUAAUUUCUUGGAGAGACUCCUUCCCCUGCAGGAGACCACCCCAACGGGUGUUGCUGGGCAGCUUCAAUGUGGUGCUCUUAUUCUUCUCACUUUGCUUGGUGAGGUAGAUUACUGCUAUAACUUGAUGACCCUUCACAUACCUAACCAUUUGCUUAGCUGGGUGUGAAGUGAGGGUAGGAUUUCUCCACUUUAGACCAAGCAGCCUUCGUGUUUGCAGCAUUGUCUGUCACCAGUGCAAAUACCUUCUGUUGUCCAAGGUCAUGGAUGACUGCCUUCAGCUCAUCUGCAAUGUAGAGACCGGUGUGUCUGUUGUCCCUCGUGUCUGUGCUCUUGUAGAAUACUGGUUGAGGGGUAGAGAUGUAGUUAAUUAUUCCUUGCCCACGAACAUUCAACAACCUAUCAGAGAUGAUUGCAAUACGGUCUCUCUGAUUUGCUUGACCUUCCCUUGAACUCUGUUGAACUCUGCAACCAACAAAUGAGUAGAUAAAGCAUGUCUGGUUGGAGGGAUGUAUGCUGGGUGAAGAACAUUCAGAAAUCUCUUCCAAUACUCAUUGCCUAUGAGCAUCAGAGGUGAACCAGUUGCAUACACCGCUAGAGCAAGACAUUCAUCAGCAUUUCUCUGACUACGUUCCUCCAUUUGAGUCAAAAACUUCUGAUUCCAGAAGGACCAUGAGUUGUUGCUAUCGAUAAGGUGUCUGAUUCAUCCUUUUCACUUCCAACAGAAGUAGAGGGACUUUUGUCAGAGGUUGCUUGUUGUGAGUGUUGAGGGAACUUUAUGCACUUGGCCAGAUGAUUCUGCAUCUUUGUUGCAUUCUUAACACAUGAUUUGGCACAGUAUUUGCAGUAUUUACAAAUGUACACAGCUUUUCCUUCUACAUUAGCUGCAGUGAAAUGUUUCCACACCGGAUAGUGCCCGUGGCAUUUUCCUGUAAAGAUAAGAAAAAAAAUGAGCGAAAAAAAAAAAAAACACCAAAUACAAUUCCAUGUACAGAUAAAUAGUUAAGCAGUUAGAUUAAACCAUUCCUUUGUAAGAUAAAUGUUUUUAAAUGAAACAUGUAUGGAAACAGGUGAAUUAACACUCCUCAGUUAGCAGGCUCAAGCAAGCUAAAACUAGCUAGCAGAAAUUGUUAACAGGUUAGAUAUAAUUGAUACACACUUUGCUGUAGGCAACUAUUUACUAGUUAACAAAAAAAUCAUGUCUGUCAUAUAAAAUAUAUUCACCCCACCUGCUAUUGUAAUCUAAACAUACCAGAAAGCAUGUUGUCCUUGGCUCAGACAAUGUAUUAGUGUAGCAUCUCAUUAGUGUUCAAGAUCUUGAGAAUCAGCUGUACAUGUGAUGGAAGAAUGCACUGUGCAUGCAGUGUUGCAAUUCCAUUGAACUAGGGAUAGUUGAACCAAAAUAUGCCACAAGACCUAGAACUGCCUUACACGCAUAUAUAUAUAUAUAAAUGUGUGUAUCCCACAAAAAAGGUUCACUGUUAUAAAGCUAACUUUUAUUUUUUAUUUUCUUAAUGAAUUUAAGCAAAAUUCCCCCAAAUUCCAGGGCUAAACUUCCCAUGGAAAUUGACUGAAAAGUUUCCGACCCUUUGCAACCCUUGUCUUGACUAUAUUUCCUAUUAGUUUUGCAACUCAUUUCAUGUAUGUUUUCAUGGGAAAACGAGAACAUUUUUAAGUGACCCCCAAAACCUUUUGAACGGUAGUAUACAUACAUUCCCAAUAUACCUGCCACCCAGCCCCCAGCAGUCUUCACCCAGGAAAAAGAGCACACCGGACAGGCCGCAAUGUCUUCUGGUAAAGCAGACCGCUAUCUCACCCAGCCACGAGACUCCAAUACCCUCAUCCAGACAUGCAGCUCCAACAUCCAGAAGAUCACACAGAACACUGCCAAGAUAAAGAGCAUGGUGAAUCAGCUGGGGACGGGACAAGACACCAGCGAACUGAGGGACAGUCUGCAGCAGAUACAGCACUUUACAAACCAGCUGGCCAAGGAGACCAACAAGCACCUGAAAGACGUUGGCUUCGUCUCACCAUCUUCAGCACCUUCAGAACAGAGGCAACAGAAGAUCCAGAAGGACCGGCUGAUGAAUGAAUUCUCCGCUGCCCUCGACCACUUUCAGGCCGUACAGCGCCAGGCAGCACAGAAGGAGAAGGAGUCUGUGGCCAGAGCCCGAGCUGGUUCCCGUCUCUCAGCUGAAGAUGGCGUCUCUGAGGAACAGCUUGUGUCUUUUGAUAACCAAGAUGAUUGGGCUCAGACAAUCACACAGACAACAGAGGAGGACUUGGCACUUAUCAAGGAGAGAGAGACUAACAUCAGACAGCUAGAGUCGGACAUCUUGGAUGUGAACCAGAUCUUCAAGGACCUGGCAGUGAUGAUCCAUGAUCAGGGAGAGAUGAUUGACAGCAUAGAGGCCAACGUGGAGAGUGCCGAGGUCCACGUAGACCGAGGGACAGAACAGCUUCAGAGAGCCGCCUACUUCCAGCAAAAGUCCCGUAAGAAGAUGUGCAUCUUGGCCGUGGUCCUGUCCAUAGUACUGACCAUACUAGGCAUCAUCAUCUGGCAAGCCACCAAAUGAGAAGAGACUACACCCAACCUUCUUCUUUCACUUCUAUAUUUGUAUUAACCCCCAACCUGAAACACUAGCCCCUGGAGCGGUUUGAGAAAGUGAUUCCCGGCUAGCGGCAGGGGUCAGAGGUCAGGGGAGUGGCAUUAGGGGCAAAGGGAUGGGUCUGGGAUGUAACCUUACCUGUUACCUGACCCCCCCCCCCCUCCUGAGCUCAAGGCCUCCAGCUAACCUCCUCUCUGAGACAAAGCAGUAGUAUGUCUAUUCAAAUGAAGGAGAGUAUUGGAGAGCGUGGAUUAAUAAAAAGAGACUCUUAUCUGUUUGUGAUAUUACUGCACUAACACGAACAUUCAUUGUAUUUACAAAAGCAGAAUAAUUGUUAUUAUUGUAGGGGUGUCAAUCAUUUUUGUAACCUGUACAUUUCUGACACCUUUUUGUGUGUAAGCAGUUUAGUGUCCCACUCCGUUCAAGUUAUAGGAGAGGUUUCCCCCAACACACAUUAAACCUCGACUAAAAUACAUUUUCCGAUGGAGAUUCUCCAUUGAGCUUGUUUUGUUGUCCAGGACUAGCCUUAAUCUGUGUUGAGGAAACCACCUCGUAGUCUUUAUAUUGCUUAGGUGAGAUGAAGUUCUGAUAGCAACUUUGUUUUAUCGAACUGUAUACAUGAUAAUAACAAACUAUGGUUGUAAUAAACACAUUUAAUAACACCGUUGCAUGAGCCAA
This is a messenger RNA of Oncorhynchus nerka (sockeye salmon), 6055 nucleotides long. RefSeq names its product syntaxin-12-like. The record is from RefSeq and is a predicted model, not a curated record. Bases 4553 to 5344 code for a protein of 263 amino acids. The transcript has 10 exons. Gene Ontology annotation, biological process: intracellular protein transport; vesicle-mediated transport; vesicle fusion. Gene Ontology annotation, cellular component: postsynaptic recycling endosome; synaptic vesicle; synaptic vesicle membrane. Gene Ontology annotation, molecular function: SNARE binding; SNAP receptor activity. Lineage: Eukaryota; Metazoa; Chordata; Actinopteri; Salmoniformes; Salmonidae.